CUUGGCUUUGGUAAAGGAACGAUUAAGUCUAAACUGAUGAAUAGAUAGGUGUCCUAAGAUGGGCGAGGAAUCGGUCGAUAUAAGCGUUAUAGAAUACUUCAAAACUGGAGAAUCACUGGAUAAGAAGAAGAAAAGGAAGAUUCUUGACUUGUUCAAGUUUUUAGGGGGAGGAGAAAGCCCUACCGAAGCGGUGGAAUUGACCGUCCGUCGAAAUUGGAAUCUUCGCGAAGCACAGCUGAAGGCCGUAUAUGAAAUGGUAAAGCUUGUUGAAAAUCCACCAAGCUUGGUAAGUUUUAAGAGGAAAAUAUUUCCAUAUUUUAUCUCACUAAGAAGUGAUUUAUAUAAUUUACUUUCUCUGCGAUACUAGGUGAUGGAUUUCAGAGUUCCUGGAAAUCUAUGAUUGUGCGAAAUUUAAAUAUAAUCCGAUGGAAGGUGCGACCCUCAUGAACAACACGAAUGUAAACUAACUAAGGAACGUUUGAUCUGUUAGCCUUACUAUGCAGCGGUUUUUAAAGAUUUAUGUCGAUUUUCUUCCUUUAGACAGAGCGUGUUUUUAUGAACAUAAGAAAACGCAAAACUCUCUUUUGUGCCGAUCAUCCACCAGUAAUCUAGAUUUAGCCAACGAUAGGUUCAUAAGCUUUCAAUUGAAGAUAUUCGAACAAUAAAGAGAAAAUGUUUUGCGUUCCUUUUGAGAUGCAACCAUGAUUAAAUAUAGACAACUACAGAAUGUGGAAACUGAAAUGGUGAACCAUUGAUGUAAGCAUGUGUGGUCUCUUCAUUUCGAAAGUUACGUACUGCAAAUUGUUUAAAUAUACAUGUAUUUGCAUGACGAAUUACAAGAAAUUGGUUUCAGUUUUACAGUGGCUGUGAUAUUGUUACUAUGUAUAAUGUACCCAUUCAUUGGUAUGAUUACCUAACUGGAAGAAGAAUUUUAAAAGAGUUCACCAAAGGUGACUUUUGUGUUGAAUAGCCCUCACAUCAAAGAGCUUGAAUAAUUAUUGCAAGAAGACAAAACAACACAGAAUCAGUCUGGUUGUCUGUUUGAACCUUGGAGGAUGUAAUGGGCAUUUUCCAUUAAUUGAGAUAUCCUAAUAUCUGACAAGGCUUCAGUAUUAUAAUAAGGUACAUUUGUAAUUAAUUGAGCUCAAGGUUAAAUGAUGAUAUUGCUCCUUGCAUGUCAAAAGGGAGUUCAUACCUGAAUAGUUCAACAAUGAAAUUUGAGCUGCAAUUGCUAUGUGGAACCAUCUGCAUCAAAAAGAAACCUUGACAAAUAAUGCUCUAAAUUGGCGUGACUACUGUUCUGCACGCAAUAGAGAGUUCCAUCUUAUUCGUAAUGCCAAGUGCUCUUUUUACUGAAACUCAACAACAACCUUGAAAAUCGUAAAAAUCUUUGGUGCAUUAUUUGUAGUCUUGCACCCUCCAAAUGUUCCAAAUUACCAAAUCAUCAACCAUUGACGAUAAGAACUAUCAUGAUUAUUAUGAUAUUGCCUACCUUUAUAAUGAGCACUUUGCCAAUAUCUUUUCCUUGAGGGCCUUCUAUUACUUCCGUUAACACUCAGUUGAAUGAAGUUGCUAGAACUGUAUCUACCUGGGCUGACAAUAAUCGUCAUUCAACACUUCUAAAACUAAAUCUGUACUCCUUACGACUCUGUAAGAGUAAGUACUCUAACCAGCUCAGUGCUCAAUGUCCAGAUAGGUGGUAGAUAUAUUGAGCAAGGGGACCAUGCCAAGUUGCUUGGUGUAAUGAUAGAUGGUAGCAUGUCUUGGGAGCACCAUAUCAAUACAAUCUGCUGCAUGGUUAGCAGUAAGCUUUCUCUUCUCCGUGGUAUCAAAUCUUAUCUUAACUUUGGUUCUGCUUUAAGAUUCUAUAACUCUUGUGUCUUGUGUUUCUGAAACUGAAGUGGAUCCCCGUUUUUGAUCUCAUUAAAUACAGGAAACUUUUUCUUCUUUUCAGCAUUCUCCUUAAUACAAAUGCUUCUAAUUGCCUCAGGAACAGAUUUCAGUUUCUUUCUGAUUUGCAUGGACCUUUGGGCUGUUAUACAAGAGCCUCUCUCUAUGACUUAAAAGGUGCUAUACCCACAUGGUAACUCUGGGAAAUGCACACUUGCCUAUAGUACUACUAAACUCAUCAAUGAACUCAGUUCUGACCUAAAAGAGUUCUCUACUUCUUCCUCUCUCAAAUCUAAAUUAUGAAAUCUAUUUCUCUCACAUCUAUCCUCUUCUGAGCAUUUAGAGGAUCUACUGUGUUCAAUUUGCUGCUAUUGUAUUCAUUGUUAAUGUUCUUCAUAAUGCCAACCACAACCCCUGUUGAGUAUUUUGUACAUAUUUCACUCUCUUUUAUCAAUUUAUAGAUUACAAUUAUGUGUUUUUAAGUUUUUAGUCAAUUUAGAUUUUAGAAUUUUAUUGCGUGUUUAUAGUUUAUUCUACUUUAGAUAUCAUUUCUCUUGUAUAUAUAUUGAAAUUUAUUUUUGAGGGCUGUACAUUAGGAAACUAAUAGGUUAUUGCAUCGCCCUUAUUCAUUCAUUAUUCAUUAUCCAAGGGGAAUCUGGGGGCAUUUAAUUUUUAGCAUUCUUGGCUUUGAAAGGAGUGCCAAUCAUAAUAAUUUUUAUUGACCACAAAAUUUUUUUUUUUGAAAAAGUUUUUCCUUAGAUACUGUAGGCAGAAUUGCACUUUGAAUACCUUCCCAGCCUCUUAUCUAUUUUGUAACUCUUUCAGAAAAUUUUGAAGCUCACAGUUUGUAAUAUACUUAUUAAAUGAUCAUUAAUGAACAGCUAAUAGGAAAAGAAGAGCAAUCGGUUAGAUUUUAUGGGUAUCCAUGACACUGCUCACAGGCUAAACAGACUGCAGUAGAAUGCUGAUAACUAGCUUUUAUUGAAACCCCUGUUAUUGAUGUCUUACUUUUUUGUCUUUUCCUCCUUUUUUUUUAGAAAACUGGAAGUCCUGAGAAAAAACUGGUUCUUAGUGUCCUUAUUAGCUCAAAUCUUCUCAGCUUUGUGGUUAGACUUCUGUGGAUACGUGUUCCUAAUGAGUGCACAGAGAACAGUGAACCUUGGAAUGCAGGAUAUUUUAAUAGCCUGGUAGUCUUGAAACACAUUUUGACUCUUCCUCAAUAUACUCAGACAAACCGAUCACAAAUUACAGAAUUGAAUACUGUAGAAGCUGUGUUGGACUUCUGUGAUGCUGACCUUGAUCUUUUAGCAUGUUAUCCAGCAGUAUGUGCGUUAAAAACUUUGAGUUGUUUACACCGUGAAACUUGUGACAAAAUCAUCUCAUUAAAUGCACUCCCAAAGCUUGGAAACUUGAUUUCAAAAGAUAAUUGUCAAAAAAUGGUUGUCAAAGCCUAUAGGCGAGGAGCACAGCCAUAUGAAAAACGUGUUUUACGUGAUCGAUAUGAUCAGUCUGAAGAAAACUUCAAAGAUUUCACCGUUCCUUCCAUUGCUGAUAGAGAAUUGAAUGUUUUACGAUCCUGGAGCUGGAAAAUGCAGAUGUCAGCUUCUAUAGUAAUUCUACAGGUAGGAGUACAGUAUUAAAGGGGAUAACUUUUUAAUUACUAUAAAUUUUUUUAAAAUCUUUAAAAUUAUGUUCUGUGCUGGUAGAGCUGGAAACCCUCAAAUUUGGAAAAAUAUAUCAGAUAACCUACACCUGUAUGAUGGCAAUGAAGUGUUGCACAACUGUGUGUAGUCUCAAAACUCAAAUUUUGCUAAAGGUUGGCAAACAUUUUUGUUUUCACUGAACACAGGUAUCCAAAUAAUACUCAUAGAGCUUCUUGAGCGCUCUGGCACCAAUAGCAUCUGGCUUUUUAUACAUAUCUUCAAAGGAUCGAAAGGUUGAUGCAAAUUUCGAGCAAAGUGGUGUUAAUUUACUUCAUGAUGCUAAAAGCAAGUGAGCUGGUGAAUGUUGCAAACUGUAAGUUAUGUGUAUACCAAAAUUUAUUUUUGAUAUAUUAAUUUUCUUUCAAGGUUGCAGAACAGAGUGAUAAAUACAGAAAACUUGUUUAUAAAGAUAAAACAAUAUUAAAGGUAAGUUGCAUAAAGUGAAAUACCUACUAGGAGACUAGAACUUUAAAUUGUUUUUGGUGCCUUGAGUAUCAUGUGUGUACUGUAGAAUUCAUGAGUUAAAUUUCUGCUAUAGCUGUACUGGUACAUAAUGUACAUGUAGGUGUACAUAAAUGGAAGUGUUCAAGCUGCAUGCAGAAGUAUGGGUGGUCAGAAAGUUAAAAAGGUUAAAGAACUUUUUGAAGUUGAUGGCUAAAUCAUCUCAGUAGCAGAAGAUACAUUAGACAUCUUCAGUAGCAGUAGAAACAGUAGACACAGUAGAGACUUCAGUAGCAGAAGACACAGUAAAUAUCUCAGUAGAUUUAGCAACAGUAGACAUAGUAGAGACUUCAGUAAUAGAAGACACAGCAAAUAUCUCAGAAGCAGGAGACACAAUAAACACCUCAGAAGUAGAAGACAGUCAACAGACAUCUCAGUAGCAGAAGAGAGUCAAUAGAAAUCUCAGUAGCAGAAGACACUGUACACAUCUCAGUAGCAGGAGACAUGGUAGACACCUCAGUAGCAGAAGACACGGUAGACAUCUCAGUGGCAUAAGACACAGUUAAAGAAUAAGAAUAAGAAAGUACCCUUAGACUGUACAGUUGUACCCCACAUCUGAAUGAAAAAAUGUAGAGGGCCAGGCAGAUAAAUCUUUAUAUUAUCUUAAGAGUUGGCACUCUGCCUUAGGUAGAUGCUAUACAUGUUGUCUAAAUGGAGUGGUUUGCCAACUUCAGGCACAGGUGAAAUUUCUAGAUAUGUUUGUCUUUUAGGCCUUGAUAAAACGGUUUAAAACUCCUGCAAUAACUGCAAAUGACUGCAACAUGAGUGCAAUGAGCAUGAAGGUUGUUGGUAUGUUGGGCCUGAGUGAGGAGUUAUGUUGGCAGUUGAUGGAUGUGAAUGGUAUCAUUAGAUACCUGGAAGAUGGAAGUAUGUCAAAUAAAUAUUGUUUUUCUUUCUAAAUGUGAAUGAGAAUAGUCAUAAAUUUUUAAUCAUUGGCAUUCAGAGAUAAAAUUUGCAUUCAUAUGGUAGCCAGACAUUCUAAUUAUAUUAGAGACAGGGAAACAUGUAAACUUUCAUCCUCCACUCCUUUUGAAGUAGAUCACAAUUUGAUAUUGCACAUGAAUGGGUCAUCAGUUUGUGAAUGCAGGGUAAAACCCCUAAUUGACAGAGCCAGAAUAAACUCUUUCAGAAGGUGGGAAAUCUUGUCCUGUUUCAGCAAAUUGCCUGGGGAAUAUGAUGAUGGUACUGGGGGGGGGGGGAAGAACCUGCAAAGCUAGUGGCAUUACUUGCAGAUGGAGCACUAGCACUUUCAGUUGUAUGAUUCCCUAAAUUUGGAAAUGGCAAUUAUGGGGAGGUAGGCUUAUAAUAUUAAUACUUAAAAGGAUUGUCAGAGAUUUUGUUUGCAUUAAAUAUGAUUCUCAGAUCAUAUAAUAAAGUCUUAAUAAGAAUAAUAAAUUGUUGUGCUGUUAUGUAUGAGUCCAAUCCAUUGCUAGUUGCUGUCUCAACCCAGCAAUUUGAUGACCCUCUUAUAUGAUUGUUACUAGUUUUUCUUUAAAGAAAUAUGACUGUGAAUUAUGUAAUCCUCAGUAGUUGAGAUUGUUCUUUAUCAUGAUGAAGAAGGAUUCCUCAAGUGAUAAAAUAUGUUUUCUUCCCUCUAAAUUUCUGCAGUCCUUUUGCCUGACAAUGGACCACUAAAUUCAUAUUUGGAGACAAUACUGCAACUGUCCACACACAGUGGUCGCUGUAGAAACAGAUUACUGGAGAGUGAGGUAAAUGCAAAGCUGAACCUAAAUGUUGCAACUGCUUGUAGCGAAAUGUUCAGUUCUUUUCAUGUUUAACUUUGUGAAACCAUUGUGAAUUACUGACCAGCAAUGUUCAUUCUUCGUCCUCAAAUACAAACCAAAAGUAACUAAUUAAAGGUGUUAUCUUGAUAUGAACAGGGUGAUGAAGAUCAAAUCUUAUUAUGGUACAUGUAAUGCUCAGCUAAUCUUUUUCUUUCAGUGGAGAAUGUACUUUUCAGUAACUGUAGAAACUGUGCUCCAUUUUCUCGAUCUGUACUCUACAGAAUUUUUGUAGAUGUUGUUUCAAUUGUGUUAAUACAUUUUGUAACAUUGCUGCAGGAAAUUCUCCAUGCUCUUGCAAGAUACAUGUUCUCUUUCCACAAGGAGGUAAGUACAUGUACCAUUCCUUUUUUUGCUAGGUUUCUUUCCUUCUGUUCUAAUUGAAUAGUCAAUGCUUUCUGGACAUACACUUUUAUACCAGAUGCUCUACUUUUGAUGCACUGGCAUUUUCUUUUCUGUCUAGAACCUCCAUUCAGAUUCUAUUUUUGAAACUUUGUGUUCUCUCAUCAGCCAGCACUAGUUGUUUCAGAGUGCAUUCUCUGGCUUUAACUUUGAGAUUUGAUCGAUUUAUAACUUUUUCCAACAAUACCAAUACCUUCUAGUGAAGCGAUGAGAAAUACAUUAUCUUGAUUUAAUACCAAAUUAUGUCCUUAUCUUUGAGGUAAUGCAUGGCAGCUUGAAAAGGAGAAUUUCAUUUUAAAGGGGUGUGAAGGAGCUUUCACUGUUCUUCAUUUUGAGUCCAAAACAAUUCAAACAUGAGUGAAUCAGAAGGGGUUUGCAUAUUAUUUCAAUAAUUUCUCAUGUGCUGCAGAUUGAAGGCCCAGCUCUACGUACCAUCGCAAACCUGGCAGAGUCUGAAGACCUGGCUAAGAACUUAAUAAAGUGUGGUGUAACUCCAAAAAGUAUGGCCAUAGUCAUCACUUACCAUCAGGUAUCAGCACUGGAAUUUACAUUAUUUAUCAAAUCUCAGACGAAUUGUCAAAGAUGAUCGAUUAUCAGCAGCCAAAUUUGAAGACUUUGUAUGAGUCUUGCAUAUAAAUGGACAUUGGUAAAAUGUAACAUUUACCUAUGCUGUCUUAAAUAGACUACACUUAUGUACAUCAGUAUAUCCAUUGAUUGUGGUUUUUUUUAUUCUUAAAGCAUUCUUCUCGCCAAAUUGCUGAAAAGAUAGAAAAAAUCCUGCAGCGUACCUGUGAAAAGUAAGUCAAGAUUUAGAUUACAACAGCCUUCCUCUGCUCACAGGUGUUGCACUUAUUAAACCCUAUUGGUGAUCAGAUUGCUUUCAGGGAACAAUGAACCCAUCUUAACACUCCCAAUGUAAGGCUUCGUUUCGCUUUGUAGCUCAGGUGGUAAUAACACCUUUACAACAUUUGGAAGGUAGAGGUGCAAUCCCUUUAAGGGCUGCAUUUUUUUCAGAGCCUCUUUUUUUUCUUGCAAUGUUUUCAAUUGCAGUUCGGUCAUCACUUGCAAUGCUUUUCAAGGUGGUUUGAUAACUAGCUGUAAAUACCUAGAUGUAAAGCAUGUUGGAUCUUACAAGCUGUUGACGAGAGGGUGAACCAGUUUUUUCAUAUACUAUGGAAGCUCUCAGGUUACAGAGUCAGGUUAUAGUGGCUGUAUAGUCAGUGCGUCAGGUUCCAUGAGCAGUAGUCUGGUUUUGAAUCUUGCAAAGGUCAUCGUGUUGUGUUCUUCACUUACAGUAUGUUCAGAAAAGCACACAGUAACGAAAACGGGAGAUUCGCCAUUUUGUUUUAGUGAAAAUCAGCUUGGCAGAGUCAACGAUUUUGACGAAUUUUAGUCAGAUUUGUCAAAGCGAAAUUAUCUUGGCAGAUUUAACGAUUUUGACGAAUUUUCGCCAUUUCGUUACUGCUCGCAUUUUUGGACAUAUCUCGUAUUCUUGAGCCAAACACCUUACUCUUGCGGUGCUCUUCACCUCCAAGGAGUAUUAAUGGGUACCAAAAACCUCUCUGGGAAACCUGACAAAAUCUUGGGCGGUUACCUGCGAUGGACAGGCUUUCCUUGUUGUGGGAAUGCUAUUACUCCCCAUCGCAUAGUGGUACAGAAAUGGGCGAUCACGAUAGGGAAAUGUGUGCUACUCGGUUCUAAGAUACAACCUCGUGAUAGAGAGGUAAAUUUUUUUGGAAUUAACAUUUUCCCACUUGGAAAUCUCUUUAUAGAGAAUGGAAAGAAGAGGAGGUAGCAUUUGGUAGCAAACAGCGUAUUGAAUUCUUCUCACGUCUAGACGAAGAUCAGGCGCAAAGUCUAAAGGAUCAAGGCAACAAAAAGUUUAAACAGGGCUCGUUUGACGAAGCAGUGAAACUUUACACCGAAGCAUUGAACUGUGUUCCUUACUGCUUAGAAGUGAACAAUGCUAGAAAAGAUGGAUCACGUUGGUAAAGAAAAAUUUAUUUGUUUUCCAACGCGUGGAGAAACUAAUAGUUUUCGUUUAUGGAGUCGUGAGAUUCAUGUUAAGGUCUGCCCUCGACGGCAAUGGUCUUUACGUUGUGUUCCUAAACACAGUUUUUAAACUCAGGAUAGUCCGCCUCUCAACUCAAGUAGUUUGCAUGAAAGCAGCUCCUGGCGAACUUGAUGAAAUUUAGUUUUUACGUUAAGUUUAACCCUUAAACUUCAAUGCGUUACCAAGACAGAAUUUCUCCUUACAUUAAUAAUUCUAUGUCGAGCAGACUAGUAAUAAGAAUGAAUAGCAGUAUCCAUUAGGGGAUUAUUAGUUGAUCCAAUACCAAAUUCUCCUAACGAAGAUCAUAAGAAUUGUAUGGCAGACUUUUAGGAGAAUCCCGAUUUUAUACUGGGUGUGUUGGGGAGGGGGAAGCAUGAAGAUAGAGUUCGUCAGGCUGUCAGAUAGUGUAAUCUCAUCGUCAGGACGAGAGAACUAAAGCAAAAGUCAUAAUUUGCGUCAAGAGACCCAAUUAAUGCCAAUGAUCACCUCUGCUUAGGUGAACGAAUUAUAUGUGUAUGUAAUUGAGAAAGUCCCCUUUGGGACCACAGGAUUAACUGGUGCUCCUGAGUUGAAGCUAUUUUACUAAUUGAUUCUUAAUCUGUCAUCGACUUUCAUACCUGGCCGAAAACUGACGAGCUAGAGAGUGGCAUGCGAAAUCUUCAGUCGUUUUUUAUCUUUUUUUUUUUCCUUCCAGGUGGGUUUUACCAGCCGUGUUGUACAGUAACCGUGCGCAGUGCCACUUGAAUAACUCUGACUGGGAGAGUGCCUUGAAGGACUGUAACGAAGCAAUGGCAAGGUGCCUUGAAGGUGCAUAGCAAAUAACUAAUGUUGGCUCGUUCGUUUGUUUUCUUGACAUUUUGCGUUUCUUUAUUUUCCUUUUUUCCUUUUUUUCUCAGUUUCCGUUCAUAUUUCUGCUUGCCCUUUACUAUAGUCCUUUACAAGGUGAAAGUGUGGAAGAUCUGCUCCAUUUAAUAAUAGACAUCAGCCUGUGAGGUCUUAAACUACUGAAUAUUGACAUAAAUUUAACACAAGCUCGUGUGUCCCAGGUCGGUGAAUAAUUACGACAGUAAAUUAUCGUCGACUAGAAGCAUUAAUUCGACUAAUAUUUAAGUUUCUCUAAACUUUUAUUUUCAGACAACGAUGAGUCCGAAAAAAUACUUCUAAAAACUAUGUUCCGUCGCUCUAGAGCAUGGAUGGAGUUAGGCUAUCUCUUCAGAGCACUGAAUGAUAUUUCUCACUGUCUGAGAAACCAGACGCCCGGUGAAAGUAAUUUCCAGUCAUAUUACUGGGAGGUGAGAAUGACAAACAUGCAUUAUUAUCUUUACGAAAGAUAUCAAUGUCUUGGCAGUUGAGCGGGGAUUGUGCAGUAGUAGCCAGAAGACAGGGGUAAAUUUUAGCGUUUUCCCGGCCAGUGGAGGUAGUUGUUAGUGCGACGCCAGUGCGAGGUGUGCGCGAGGGAAGAAGAGGAACAAAAUACACCUCUCCCACCCUCUCCCUUGCGCUCCUCCUUGCUCGCCCAAUUAAGCUAAAGGUGGCGCGUGUUUCACAGGGUAGUGCUGUGAUGAAAGAGGUCAAAUCACGUGUUGAAGCUGCGCAAAGACUAGUUCCUCCUUGAUAACGAGGGGUGGAGACACAGUUAGGGUAGUUGGAAUUCUCCAUUUAUUUGUAAGAAAUUGUUAACCCUUUACUCCGUAAUAUCAGUAUGCAUAUUCUUCAUUAUGUUCUCCAUAUAUUCCCUUAGGCACUGAUAAGGAGAAUUUGUUUAACAAUAAAGAGCUUCUUUUCCAUUGAUCGCGCGAACUUAGUGUAUGAUUCAGGGGUGACAUUGUCGGGAGAAAUUAGAUGCUGGUCACUCGAAGGAGCCCAAGAGUUAAUACAACAAGGGAACACAUCGUGAUUCUUGUGGUUUUGCCGUUAUUUCUUCCUCUCCAUGACUGGUGAAAUGGCAACGCUAAUGUUUGUUCAUAUGUUCCAGAUUAUGGUCAAGUACCGCAGUACAUGUGGCAUAGAACCUAUCCGUCGCUGUGGCAACUGUGUUGGUGGAGAAGGGGACAAGUUGAAAAGAUGUGGAAACUGUGACGAGGUCUACUGCAGCCGUGAGUGCCAAGUGUUUGCUUGGGAACUGGGUCAUAAGACCUAUUGCAAAAAGUGAGAAAAACGGAAAAAGAGACAGUAAGAUUUCCGGUAUACAAUUGAAAUAGUAAUACCUUGAAACAACUAUCGUUGUUAACCACCGAAAAUUGUUGUUUGCAGCCGGAUAUAAGUUUUUUUCGUGUUUAAAAAACUCAAAAAAGAUAUGUUCAAGUUUUAAGAUAAGGGAAAAGCAAAACACUGAAAAAAUCUCACAGGACCAAGGAAUCUACACUAUCGCUGCUUGCUUUUACCGGUGAACUAAAAGAAGGUUAGUUCUUUUUAUUCGAGAAAACAAGAACUCCUGAGGUAAAUUUCAUGCGCAUGCUAGAAGCGCCUAUGAUGCGGCUUUUGAUAGAGGGGAAUAGAUAUGGCAUCUGAAUGUCGGCCACUGUGGCCUUUACCAGGCGUAUUGAUAGUAAACGGACGCAAAAAUAGCAUGGGGCGAAGGAGGGAGGUAGGUUUUUUUUGGGUAGCGGAAGGAAUGCUUCUUUGUAGCGAACUGUCCCAAAUUUUCUUCUUUUGUCGCUGUGCGUAUUUGGCUUCCCGGUGAUUAGGCAAGAUGGUGGGAAGAUCUUUUUGCAUGGUACUACCUGGAAACGGUUACCUUUAUUUAGCGACUAUAACUUUUUAUUUUCAUUUUGUUCAUUGCUUAAUUUGUUUGCUGUAAUUUUAAUUUAGUUAUGGAGUAUCCAAAGUCAUUGAUACGAUCAUUAGUCAAUAGGAUUUAUAUAAUAAGCUACAUUUUGAUUGCUUUUUACUAAUGAUAUUAGAGUACGGACGCAUAAAUGACAUCACUAUCGACACAUUUCGCUUCUCUACUAUAUAAGUGAAAUAGAUUCCAGGUUGCCGUGCUUCUGUUCAGUCAUAGAUCACCAAAGACGUUAACCCGUUAACCCCUAAGAGUGACUAGCAUCUAAUUUCUCCCAACAAUAUCGCCCUUGAAACAAACAUUGAGGUCAUGAGAAUAGAAGAAAUGAUCAUUAACUAAAGCGGCUAUUGAUUAUUAAACAAAAUUCUCUUUGUCAACACCUUGGUAAAUGUUUAAUGAAUGGUAUGGAGAAUAUUGAUACUGAUGUUUGGGGGUAAAGGGUUAACAUGUUGUGAAACAUCAGUGAUACAUUCAGCUUCAUGUUACUUUGUUUUUUUUUUUCCUACCGCAUUUUGACGUCAUCCGUGAUCUGUUACUGAAAGACGGCACGGAAACAUGGUAUCUGUUUGUUACUGUUGAGAGUACUGCCAGCAGCUGAACGGGACGUUGCUUUAAAAUGUGGUCGAUUCAUUUAGCAGUUCAGCAUUUGGCAUUUAGAUAUUGGGCGUCGUCUGUCCAUAUUUCCUGAUAAUUUCAGUUUUUUUUUUUUACGUUUGUGUUUGUAAAUAUAUAUAGCCAUGGAUAUGUAACUAAAAACGUCAUCUCCUAAAGCCUAUUUGAUUGCCAACGACUGGGCCUCCCCUCAGGGAUGCAUUCAAUAACUUUGCUUUACCACAAAGUGAGCUUUUAGUGGAACAAUUGUUCCUAGGAGCCACUCGGGCGUAGAAUUUACGUUUGAUUGAAUUGUGGGACCUUAGUGUAGACGUUGGUAUCGUUGUUAACAUGCAAGGCGCUUGGUGUUCUAUGAUACAUUGUGGCUCAACUGAAACACGUCAGUUCGUGUACCGAAGUGGUUCACCCUUUUAACCCUAAGAGUGACCAGCAUCUUAUU
Molecule: messenger RNA, 12163 nt
Organism: Pocillopora meandrina
Lineage: Eukaryota; Metazoa; Cnidaria; Anthozoa; Scleractinia; Pocilloporidae
Source: the annotation of a GenBank genome assembly